Molecule: messenger RNA, 267 nt
Organism: Nezara viridula (southern green stink bug)
Lineage: Eukaryota; Metazoa; Arthropoda; Insecta; Hemiptera; Pentatomidae
Source: the annotation of a GenBank genome assembly
AUGUAUAACGGCCUGUACGAGCUGGAGCUAGCAGGCUGCAACGAGAUCACCGAAGCGGGACUGUGGUCUUGCCUGGCUCCGCGGAUAGUGUCCCUAACCCUCUCAGACUGUAUCAAUGUAGCCGAUGAGGCAAUAGGCCCAGGACCUGAGCCCUUUUACCUCCCUUGCGCCCUAAAGAUUAUAUCUGUAGGUUUCUAUGCCCUUAUCGGUUUAUCCUCUGAUAAUAAAAAGGUGACGGUAGUAAUGAAGCUGACCCGUGUUCCCUAG